Molecule: messenger RNA, 1359 nt
Organism: Doryrhamphus excisus (bluestripe pipefish)
Lineage: Eukaryota; Metazoa; Chordata; Actinopteri; Syngnathiformes; Syngnathidae
Source: RefSeq, a predicted model, not a curated record
UUUCUCACCGAAGUAUAAAUGUGACGGUCAAGGCGGGUUCCUUCAAAAUCAAUAUGGCGUCCAGAAGAACAACACAGUUGCCGAGUAGUAUCAAAAACUCAACCGCAGAUGCUAAAAGCUCCAAAAAUGGGCACACAGCAAAUAAAACAACCAAGAAGAAAGCAACUGUUGUCCAGUCUCGAUAUCUGCAGACUCCUGAGAAGUCAUUACUUAGAAAGAGUAGCGAUUCUGGGAGUGUUUUACAGAGACCCUCCUCUCCAAAACCCAGUGGGAUCAAACUAAAAGUGGGCACCCCCCCACGAUGCUCCAUGGGCCUGCCAGCUGUUGGAAUGUCGAAGAUGUCACGUGAAAGUGAGCCGUCACUGCUUGGAAAGACCAUCCUGCAGUCGACGUUCUCUGAUGGACACUGCGGUCGCCCUGAUUUUGAUAUUUCAGUCAUUCGAGGAAAAACAAUAAUAGAAAGUGCAGAAGAAGCUGAGACAAACCCAGAAAAUCAGAAACAACUAAUAGAGAUGCAAUCAUUCCUUCUUUCUUAUGUCUCUGCAAAAAUGGCGAGUAAUACGGGAAAGCUGAAGGCCAAAGCUGAAGCCAGGUUACUGCAAAAGAUGGAGGAAGAAGAGAUGCUUCAUAGAGAGGUGAUGGCGAAGAAGCGCCAGUACGUCCUCAUGCAGAAAGAACAGCAGGCGAAUGAGCUACUGGAUAUGCAGAUCUCCGCACUGACUCCUGUGGCUGAAGUUGCCCAACAGUUUGCAAAGUCCUACACUUCUUUUGCCUCUGCGGUCGACACAACCCGGCACGAGCUACCUAUCAAGAACUUCUACAUCAAUGGGGACAGGAGGGAGUUUCUUGGCAAAGCUGAGGCCUGCUUGAAGGAGAGCGAGGAGCUUCUGAGGGAGUGCACAGAGGGGGAUUCCAAGGAAAAUGGCGCCGUUCUUGAGUGCCUGCGAGGCAUGAAAAGUUCCUCGAAAGACAUGAGUCUGCAGUUAUCUGGGGCAUUUUUGGAGCUACAGGAGCUGUCGUCGCUGAUCUGCCGCCACACCGUCCAAGUCCAGCAGGCUGCAGAAGAGGAGCAACUUGGCGUGGCCAGAUCCAUGGAGCUCUUCUGUCCGAAACGACGAUGAAUGCCUCACAACAUGGCACACAUAUAGUACAUACAUGCACUUUUAACGGUUUAUAUCCUUUAGUGUGUGCUGUCUUAACUCCAGUCAGUGUAUGAUUGGCUGUUUUAGUUGUGGAGGAAUCACUGCCUGGAUGGUUAAGACACCUUUUUAAUACACUGAAGACAAACAUUAAAGAUAAAAAGUGUUACAAAACUGUCUAAAAUCAAAUGUUUAUAAUUGUGUCUACCAGAGGUCUGCA